AUUAAGGGAAACAAUUUAAUAUAACAUAUAUUUUCAUUUGUAGUAUUUAUUUCUACAAUUAUGUGUUCUUGCUCCCAUCGAUUGAUUCUCGCAACGUUUCCAAGUAACUAAUCGUCGUUUACCUUAGAUACGCGAGUCCUUGCAAGGAUCAAUCAACCAGCAAUUUCUUGCAGUCGAGUGUGAAAAUUUUUGUAAAUUACUGGAAGAUCAUUCUGAUCAAUUUAUCGCUAUCGAACAAAAAUCGAUAUUAUGCCGCACCAGAAUGAAGCGAGUGAAAAAACUUGCGACGACAAUGAGACGCCGAAAUAUCAAAACACUUAUCGCAUGGAGCCACGGAAUCCGUUCAAAACCGAUCAGGUGGAUAAGAUCGUGAAAUCGGUAAUGAACUACCGUUUGGAUGAGGUUACAUACGACGAUGCAGAGGCCACGAAAUUAUGCAGUGAUAUCGCAGCGGAAAUACGGCGACGCGUGAAGAAACUUGAGUUCGACAGGCACAAGAUUAUCGUCACGGUCACGAUAAUCGAGAAAGCCAGUCAAUCAGUGGAAAGCACCGUCGGCUACAUAUGGGAUAGCGAAAGAGACAAAUACUCCGCGUUUUCAUUCGAGGGUCGCACUUUUCACGCUCAGUGCAGCGUAUUCGGCGUUUAUUACGAGUAACGAGACGCG
Solenopsis invicta (red fire ant) is the source of this 666-nucleotide messenger RNA. Its product is annotated as dynein light chain Tctex-type protein 2. Gene Ontology annotation, molecular function: dynein intermediate chain binding. NCBI's taxonomy places the organism in Eukaryota, Metazoa, Arthropoda, Insecta, Hymenoptera, Formicidae. Gene Ontology annotation, biological process: microtubule-based movement. Gene Ontology annotation, cellular component: cytoplasm; cytoplasmic dynein complex. Bases 250 to 657 code for a protein of 135 amino acids. The transcript is spliced from 3 exons. The record is from RefSeq and is a predicted model, not a curated record.